AUGCGGCCGGAUGCUGGGGUCGCUGCCGCGCUGCACGGCGACACGGCUGCGGGCAACCGCACGCUGCUGACCCACUUUGUCCUCCUGGGGCUGACGAGCGACCCAAAGCUGCAGGCUCCGCUCUUCAUCAUCUUCCUCGUGAUUUACCUCCUCACCCUGAUGGGCAACCUCGGGCUGAUCGCCUUGAUCCGGACGCACCCCCGCCUGCACACCCCCAUGUACUUCUUCCUCUGCAACCUCUCCGUCGUGGAUCUUUGCUACUCCUCCGUCUUUUCCCCAAAGCUGCUCGUUGGCUUCUUGGUGGAGAAGAAAACCAUCUCCUACUCCGCCUGCUUCGCCCAGCAUUUUUUUUUCCUUGCCUUUAUCACCACGGAGGUGUUCUUGCUGGCCGCCAUGGCGUACGACCGCUACGUCGCCAUCUGCAACCCUCUGCUCUACGCCGUGGCCAUGCCCCGGAGGCUCUGCCACCAGCUGGUGGCCGCCUCGUACCUGGGGGGGGUUCUGAACUCGCUCGUCCAGACGUGCUGCCUGCUGCCCUUGCCUUUCUGCGGCCCCAACGUCAUCAACCAUUUCUUCUGCGACACCAACCCUCUGCUGAAGCUCACCUGCUCCGACGACCACCUCAAUGAGCUUCUGCUCGUGACCUUCAACGGGACCAUUUCCAUGUCCGUGCUCUUCAUCAUCAUCAUCUCCUACGCCUACAUCCUCCUCUCCAUCCUGCGGAUCCGCUCCGCCGCGGGACGGCACAAAGCCUUCUCCACCUGCGCCUCCCACCUCCUGGCCGUCGCCUUGUUCUACGUGCCCGCGGGGCUCAGCCACAUGCAGCCGGGCUCCGAGUACUCGCUGGAGAUGGAGAAGGUCACCGCCGUGUUCUACACCCUCCUCGUCCCCAUGCUCAACCCGCUCAUCUACAGCUUGAGGAACAGGGAGGUCAAGGAUGCGCUUCAAAAAGCGACGGAAAAUAACAUUUUUAUGCAUUGCCUACUGACCAAACGGACCCCAACCGGUCGAUAA
Molecule: messenger RNA, 1014 nt
Organism: Pterocles gutturalis (yellow-throated sandgrouse)
Lineage: Eukaryota; Metazoa; Chordata; Aves; Pterocliformes; Pteroclidae
Product: olfactory receptor 1052-like
Exons: 2
Coding region: 1-1014 (337 amino acids)
Biological process (GO): sensory perception of smell; G protein-coupled receptor signaling pathway
Cellular component (GO): membrane
Molecular function (GO): G protein-coupled receptor activity; odorant binding; olfactory receptor activity
Source: RefSeq, a predicted model, not a curated record